AUGGCUAUCAGUAUAUUCUUCGGCAGGCAGCGCCGCUUUGUUUCUCGCCGUUUGACCUAUGCCGCCCUUGUUUUCAUCGCUUUCAUCUAUUCUAUCAUUGCCGUUCUGUCUCCCAAUGCCGUGCCAGUCGCCGCUCCUGAAAAUGCCGCAAAGCAAGGUGCCUCGAACAAAAUCAAGAGUUCAGUGUCCGGUUUUCGUCACUCUUUAAACAAAGGCGUGACCGAACUGAAUCCAUUCAAAGGACCUUCCCAUGUUCCUCCGAUUCGUGCACAGGACUCAUUCCAAGGUACUUCGUGGUGGGCCGAUUGGAAAUGGCUGUCAGUUCCCCUCUCCAGCUCGCUCACACUUGACGAGGACAGAGCUCUUCUUCCCCCACUCCAUGACCGCUCUUUUGUUUACUGUUACUACGAUGCGACAAUCAAGAAGACAAAAGAAGAAAAGGAUGCCGAAAGCAAGUUACUCUUAACCUGGCGACGCGCUUGGUGGGCCCAGGGCUUCCGACCGACCAUUCUGGGACCCUCAGAAGCCAUGACAAAUCCAAAGUAUCAGGAACUACAAAGACUUGAGCUUCAGUCCGAGCUAAAGCAAGACCUACUAAGAUGGCUAGCUUGGGAGUCUAUGGGCACUGGCUUUCUUAUUGACCACACCUUAUUUCCAAUCGCGCACGCUCAGGAUCCUCUCUUGGUUUUUCUCAGAAGGGGCAAGUAUCCGGCUGUGACCAAAUGGAAAGGCCUCGGAGACUCUCUCAUCGUAGGGUCAAAGAAGGACAUCACCAAGACAAUUCGAAAACUCAUCGACACUCCUGCUAUCAAGACUGUCAAGAGCGUUUUCCAGGGAUCAACUAAGAAUGAUUUCAGGGUCGACAGAGCACAAAUUUCAUUGGCAAAUUACAGUCCAGAGGUCAUCGAAAAGCAAUAUCCCAAGGUUCACGAUAGCCUCACCAAUGGACGGGCUAAAGGUUUGGGCGCUCUUGACAGAUUAAUCAAUGCUCAUCUACAUGCCGCCUGGCAGAGUGGUUUCCCGGAUGGUAUCGAGGUUCUCAGCCCCUUUUCCGAACACACAUCUGAGAUGAUCACGCCCGCUCUUCAACUUGCUAAUCUACUCGCUUUUUGCCCCGACAAUCCCAUCCCAACGUCAUGUCCCCCGGGCAUUUUGAGAUGUACUCAGUGCGCUACCGGUACUAAAUCGAUGAAAGUCGUUAUUCCUGAGCAGUACCACAAUUCAACCAACGCAUUUGCGAUCGGUACUGUUCCCCACCCCUGGACCCUUGCCACCUUGACUAGUGGCAAGGAAAGGGUCGACGUGAGCUGGAUUCGUAAGAAGGCCCCUCGAGACCCUUGGCUUGAGACGAUCACCAAAGGUCUGUUAGGCUCGAGAGUCUCCAGCAAUUCACGCAUUAUGAGUUUCAAGCAAGCAGUGGCAGAUGAGCAAGCACCUACGUAUGCACUAUGGCUGACAGCUGAAGGUGGUAUUCCUGCUGAUCUGGAGUGGCAAUUUGGGUUCAGAAUUCCGAAGGCUUUGGGAGAGUCACGUAUUGUUGGCGACAGGAAAUCUGAAGAGAACCAAAAGCAAGAGGCAGUCAAAGUUGAGAAACAAGCAAAGGCGGAACGAGCAGAUAAGUUCGACACGGACACAAGACUGGGAAAACCUCAACCCCAGCAACAUGAUACAUCUCAGGAAAAGGGGGCGACCCCGCAAGAGAGGCAGAUCAGGGAAAGAGCCCUAUUGGAGCAUGCUAAGAAGGUCGUGGCCUUCAAGAAAUCGACCGUCGAAACUCGACUGCGUGCAUCGCUAGAGGCCUGGAAUUUGGCUGACACAGAGGCAUGGAAGUUUGCACGAGCUUUUCUUGCACGCCGUGGUCGUGAAAGAAUUGAGUGGGAGAAACAGGAAUCCAAGUACAGUGGCGGCUCAGGCUCGGAGAAAGGUCGCAACGCUUGGAAUCGUUGGACUGACUCGAAGCAACGGGAACGAGGGCGUCAGAGUGUGUGA
Molecule: messenger RNA, 1989 nt
Organism: Fusarium poae
Lineage: Eukaryota; Fungi; Ascomycota; Sordariomycetes; Hypocreales; Nectriaceae
Exons: 1
Coding region: 1-1989 (662 amino acids)
Source: RefSeq, a predicted model, not a curated record